AAUAUUAUUUCGUUGAAAUUUCAGAUUCCGUUAGAUUAUUUAUUUAAAAUACAGAUGUAGAUUACGAUAAAAAUUAGGAAGUGAUCAUCAUCAUCUUAAUUAUAAGAAGUGAUGGUGGUACAAGAGACGUAAUUAGGAAGGUUGAAAUGGGUAGCUCAGGCAUUCCAAUAGUUGAUCUCUCUCCUUUCUUUAGAUCAGAUGGUGAUGGUGAUGAGGGUGAGAAGAAGAAAUGGAUGCAGGUGAUUGCUGAAGCCUGUUCCGAAUAUGGUUUCUUCCAAAUUGUAAACCAUGGGGUUCCCCUGAAUCUCAUGAGCCGAGCCCUUGAGCUCUCCACCACAUGGUUUCAGAACAACCCAGAUGAGGAAAAGCUUAUGUCUCGUGCUCCCUCUUGUUUACCUAUUCCUGCAGGUUACGGUAGGCAGCCGGAACACUCGUCGGACAAGAAUGAGUACUUGAUGCUCCUCCCACCCAACUCCGGCUUCAAUGUCUACCCCCAAAACCCACCUCAAUUCAAGGAAGUGUUGGAAGAGAUUUUCUCCCACUUAACCAGAACCGGUGAGGUUGUGGAGGGCAUAUUGAAUGCGUGCUUGGGCUUACCCCCGGAGUUCCUCAAGAAAUACAAUCAUGAUAGGAGCUGGGAUAUCAUGACGGCCAAGCAUUACUUCCCGGCAACUGAAAAUGAGAACAAUGGUAUCUCAGAACAUGAAGAUGGGAAUCUCAUCACUUUUGUGUUUCAAGAUGAAGUUGGAGGCCUACAAGUUCUCAAAAAUGGAGACUGGAUUCCGGUGACUCCUUCACAAGGCACAAUCAUUGUCAACAUUGGCGAUGUCAUUCAGGUGUUAAGCAACAACAAAUUCAAGAGUGCAACUCACAGGGUGGUGAGAAAGGAAGGACUUAGCAGAUUCUCGUAUGCUUUUUUCUAUAACUUGGAGGGAGACAAGUGGGUUGAACCGUUGCCACACUUCACCAAAGAGAUUGGAGAGGCACCAAAGUACAGAGGAUUCCAAUACAAGGAAUACCAGGAAUUGAGGAUCAGAAACAAGACCCAUCCACCCUCCAAACCUGAAGAUGCAAUCCACAUUACCCACUAUGCAAUAUGAUCUAUC
Molecule: messenger RNA, 1106 nt
Organism: Corylus avellana
Lineage: Eukaryota; Viridiplantae; Streptophyta; Magnoliopsida; Fagales; Betulaceae
Product: flavonol synthase/flavanone 3-hydroxylase
Source: RefSeq, a predicted model, not a curated record